Messenger RNA from Morchella importuna, 1770 nucleotides. RefSeq lists its product as uncharacterized. Lineage: Eukaryota; Fungi; Ascomycota; Pezizomycetes; Pezizales; Morchellaceae. The coding region runs from base 1 to 1770 and encodes 589 amino acids. The transcript has a single exon. The record is from RefSeq and is a predicted model, not a curated record.
AUGAAAACCUCCAUAACCCUCCCCACUGGCCUCCCCCCGCUCACCCUGCGCACCAUCACCCUCGGCCUCGAGCUCGAAUUCCUCAUCACCCACCUCCCGCACCCCAUCGAAACCCACAACGAGCUCCUCAACGCCCCCAGCACCUUCGCCCUCAUCAGCGCCGCCCUCACCCCUCUCUGCACAUCCCUCCGCCUCCCACCCCCCGGCCACACCCCAAUCACCCCCCACACCACCUUCGUCGUCAAGCGCGACACCAGCAUCUACCCCUCCACCGGCCGCCCCGCGCGCCCCAUCGGCGGAUCCCGCCUAGCAACUGAGGGCGGCGUCGAGGUCGCCACCCCGAUCCUCUCCUACGGCACGUAUGCGCGCGUCGUGCACACCAUGUGUGCGGCCAUCACGGACGCCGUCGCCGCGGUCGGCGCCAGGGUGGAGUGUAACCGCUCCACGGGCCUCCACGUGCAUAUCGGCCUGGGCCGGCAAUAUACGCUCGACGAGCUGAAGCGGCUCGCGAAGGCGGUGGUGAUUUUCGAGGCGCGCAUGGACGCGCACCAUCCGCCGCACAGGGACGGGAGCGCGCCGAGCGCGGACGGGAGUAACUAUAUACGGUCGUGCAACGGGAAUGAGGCGUUGCGGCGGCUGGAUAUGGCCGGGAGGGUGGCGAUGGUGGAUGGUGCGGGGUCGUAUCUGGCGCUGUGCGCGAUUAUGAACACGGGGCGGUUUGUGGGGGCAAGGAGGAUUGAGGAGAUGUCGUGUCGGUUCUAUAAGUAUAAUUUUGAGGCUGUGGGGCAGUAUGGGACGGUGGAGUUCCGGCAGGCGGCGGGGACGCUGGAUGCGGUGUGGAUUGAGGACUGGGUGGUGAGGGUGGUGAGGUUUGUGACGGCGGCGUUAAGGACUGAGGAUGAUGUUUUUAGGGAGUGGGCGCUGGUGGAAGGCGGCCCUGGUGAUCCGGUGGUGCUGGAGAGAUUUGGGAUUGGCGAGCUGAGCGAGAGUACGACGAUGAGGAGGAAUCGGCGCAGGAGGGCGGAGAGUGAUACUAGAGAUUUGGGGCCUGGUAUUAAGAGAUCCAGACUGUCGGCCGUCACGUAUCCUGAGAUGCCAAAUCUUGGGCCUUCGACCCUCGAUCCAGAGCCCAAGACCACUCUUCCCCAAAAUUCAACUCCCAAGCUACCUGACCCUUCUGCUUCGACUCUCCCUCUAAAGCCUAAAAUAACCGCUCAAAAACCUGUAGAAAGAGACAUUACCUACCCCGAUCUCCCCGCCCGGCACCCCCCCAGAACAGCCACAGACCCCCACAAAACCGAUCCCGCCUCCAGGCGAACCCUUUCCCGCGACGAAUCCACCGGCACCACCACCAGACCAAAAGUGCCCAUCCCCAAGUUCAAGAGGAGACCCAUCGCCAUCCUCGCCCCAAAGCCUAAACCUAAACCAGCUGUGCGCGCACCACUUUAUAUCCCCCCAACGCUCCCCGACCCCAAUCGCAAGAUACCGACAAUGAUCCAGCCCGACCCCGCAAGUGGGAUUCCGGUGAUAGUUCUUGCGGACCCCGAUGAGACACCCAUCAUCGCAUAUGAGCGUGUCGAUAGCGACGUUGAGUCUCUUCCGUCGGUCGUCAGUGAUGAUGGGGAGUCGAUGUCUGGGGAGUCUAGGAGCGAGUAUGAGCCGCCAAAGCUUUACGACGAGACUAGGCAGAGUGCGUAUGUGCUUCCUGUUGUUACGGCGGUGACGCUGCCGUUGGCGAUAUUGGCACUGGUGUGUCUUAGGAAUAUGUAG